Aegilops tauschii subsp. strangulata is the source of this 1065-nucleotide messenger RNA. Lineage: Eukaryota; Viridiplantae; Streptophyta; Magnoliopsida; Poales; Poaceae. The record is from RefSeq and is a predicted model, not a curated record.
AUGAGGGGCAGGUCGGCUCUGAUCUCCCGAGGUGCUGCUCCUGCUCCGACGCCGCCUGGGGCUGCUUCUGGGCCAUCUACUGCCCCUCCUUCUGCUCCCGGAGCCCCCGCGCCCGCGCCCCAGGCUGGGAGGCUCCCGGGCUUCAAGCUUAGCAAGAGGAGGGUGGACUUCACCGCGGUGGACCAGGUGACGCCUGCGGCGAAGAAGAGGAAGGAGGAGGCGGUGGUGCUGCUCGGGACCAACCCGCCUGCUCUGGCUGCGUCUCCCUCCUUGGAGAGGGGCAGCGUUCGCGCUCAUGCCUCUCCGGCUCGGUCGUCCUCACGAGGCCUGGGGGAGAAUCCUCGGGAGGAGUCAGCCCCCGUGGCCCCGCUGGCUCUGGAGGCACCGGUGUCCGGCUCCGCUGCUAAAGUCUCCAAGGCUCAGAAGCCCCCAGUCUCGCAGGCUAUGGUGACGAUACCUUCUCCUCCUCCUCCUACUGCACCGCUGAUUCCAAGUCCUUCCGCCUCCCCUAACGUCUUGGAAUCCGCUCUUUCUGAGAUGACCCGACUGCGAGAAGAUCUUCAGGGCGCCGACCCCCUCCUGGUGGCUGGGCGCCUGAAGCUAGUCUCUGGCUGGCUCCAGUCUGACGUAUCCAUUUGGGCGGUGCUGAGCCAGGCCAUGUCGACCUCCGAGAAGGAGAAGCAGGCCGCCGCCCAAGCAGCGGCUGCUUGCGAGGCGGCGCUGAAGGAUGUUGAGGCCGCCCAGGAUCACUGCCGGGCGCUGGAGGCCAACCUGAAGACCCUGCGCAACGAGCGUGCAGAAGAAGCCCGCGUCUUCAGCCACCUACAUCUUCGCGAUCCUGCCGCCCACCUUGACGAGCUGCUGGAGCCUGUGGACGACGAGCACUACGCAGCCGCAGCCGUGAAGGGUCAGGUGGAGGCUCUGCUGAAGAAGUUCCGCGCCUUCGCUCCCGCGCCUUUGACCGGCGAUGCUACUGCUCCUGCAGCCCCGGCCGGUGCUACAGGUGAAGGCGACACCACCAAGGAAGGAGCGCCUCUUGCGGGUGCCGGCGAUGUCCAAGGAUGA